Molecule: messenger RNA, 897 nt
Organism: Meloidogyne enterolobii
Lineage: Eukaryota; Metazoa; Nematoda; Chromadorea; Rhabditida; Meloidogynidae
Source: the annotation of a GenBank genome assembly
AUGCUGAUGUCUUUGCAAGAGGCGGAACAACAAGGAGGAAAUAUAAUAAUUUUAUAUCCUGUAGAAUACAUUCAUGAUAUCAACGUUGACAUCUUUCUGUCUACAAAUUUUCUAAUUGAUUUAGAAUAUUCCCACAAUCCCAAAUUGAAAAAGAAUGAAUGUAUCAACAUCAAUGCAAUUUUAGGAGAGCUUCGUCAAAACAUGGAAGGGACAAUUCAGGAAAAUAUUGGAUUUUAUAAUUUAUACGAUAAUCCAUAUGUUGAAGCUUCUAAACAGAAAAUUGAUAUUUUGAUUGGCGAAAAUUUGAAUGAAUUAUUUUUUGGAAAUAUGGAAUAUCUCCCCGAAAAUUCUAUUGAUUUGCCAAAUCGUUUCAACAUUGUCACAAAUGUAAUUUGAAUACCUAUAUCAUUUUUAUCUUGGUAUAUUAUGUAGUUAGUAUCAAUUAGAGUUGGGGCCCAAUCCGCCCUGUCCUAAAGAUCGAGUCGGGGAUUGAAUUUUGGCUCGAAAAUGACUCGGUCGGGCCGGCCCGAUAAACAUGAUGCCCGAAAAAAAUGGCUCGAGCGUCGGCUCGGAUCAAACAUCCCAACACUAGUAUCAGGCUAGUCAUUUCACAUUUGUUAUACCGAUGCUUUUCUGAGCCGCUCCGUGUUGGAUCCGGGUGAAAAAUUAAUUUAUAAUAUUAUUUUGGUAUUUGAGUAAAUUAUGAGAGAUGUUUGAAGAUUUGGUAGAUAUCGAAGGGCUAAUAAGAAUAUCGGUGGAUUGUCGUGGGAUUUGGAUGGAUUAAGUGUAUUUGGGUGGACUCUUAAAUAGUCUUUGCAAUUUUUGAACGAGAUAUAAAAUCCAUAAAAAUUUGGGAUUAAAAUUUUCAAAAGUAUUUUGCGUGAGGUGUAAGUGUAG